This is a messenger RNA of Pseudonaja textilis, 2976 nucleotides long. RefSeq names its product Rho related BTB domain containing 2 (gene RHOBTB2). Gene Ontology annotation, molecular function: GTPase activity; protein binding; GTP binding. The record is from RefSeq and is a predicted model, not a curated record. Gene Ontology annotation, biological process: small GTPase-mediated signal transduction. NCBI's taxonomy places the organism in Eukaryota, Metazoa, Chordata, Lepidosauria, Squamata, Elapidae.
AGAGUUGGAGGAGCAGCCGAGCCUUCUUUCCCCGCGUGCAGCAGCGCGGGGCAACCGGCAGGGAAGAUGCUGGCCGGCGGAGCUUCGCAAAGGGCUCCACCAGCCUCUCCGGAGCCGGCGCGGCAUCGUAUCCCCGAGCAGCAGCAGCAGCAGCUGAGCUGGGGAGUCUGAACCUCCUGCAGCGGCCUCGGCCCGGCGGCGGCGGCGGAGGAAGAAGACGAAGAAGAAGAAGAAGAAGAAGAAGAAGAGGAGGAAAGAGAAGGAGGGGAAAGGACAAGAAAGAAGAAGAGGCCGAGCCCAGCGCUCGUUAUCGCCCUCGGCAUCAUGUCUCCAGGGAAGAGCUGGGCUCGUCUUCCCGCCGCCAAUUGCCCCUUCAGAUGUGUUGGUGUCCCAAUUAAUGGAUUCUGACAUGGAUUAUGAAAGGCCAAACGUAGAAACCAUCAAGUGUGUUGUGGUUGGGGACAACGCAGUGGGCAAGACUCGGCUCAUCUGUGCCCGCGCAUGUAAUGCCACAUUGACUCAAUAUCAGCUCCUUGCUACCCACGUGCCCACCGUCUGGGCUAUUGAUCAGUACCGUGUUUGCCAGGAGGUACUGGAACGUUCCCGAGAUGUUGUAGAUGAUGUUAGUGUUUCCUUAAGGCUUUGGGAUACCUUUGGGGACCAUCACAAAGACAGACGCUUUGCUUAUGGAAGAUCUGACGUCGUAGUAUUAUGUUUCUCCAUUGCUAAUCCAAACUCCCUCCACCAUGUGAAGACCAUGUGGUACCCUGAGAUUAAGCAUUUCUGUCCCAGGGCACCUGUCAUCUUGGUAGGCUGCCAGCUCGACCUCCGCUAUGCUGACCUGGAAGCAGUCAACCGAGCCAGGAGACCUUUAGCCAGGCCAAUCAAACCAAAUGAAAUUCUUCCCCCGGAGAAGGGACGAGAGGUAGCCAAAGAGCUGGGCAUCCCUUACUAUGAGACCAGUGUAGUAGCCCAAUUUGGCAUCAAGGAUGUCUUCGACAACGCCAUCCGAGCUGCCCUCAUCUCCCGGCGGCAUCUCCAGUUCUGGAAAUCCCACCUCCGUAAUGUUCAACGGCCGUUGCUCCAGGCCCCUUUCCUGCCUCCCAAGCCUCCUCCCCCCAUCAUCGUAGUCCCCGACCCCCCUUCUAACAAUGAAGAGUGCCCGGCCCACCUGCUGGAAGACCCUCUGUGUGCAGAUGUCAUCCUGGUGCUGCAAGAGAGAAUCAAAAUCUACGCGCACAAGAUCUACCUCUCCACCGCCUCCUCCAAGUUCUACGACUUGUUCCUGAUGGACCUGGACGAGGGGGACCAAGAGGAGAUGGCGGGCAGUAGCCUCAGGAUGGGGGCCGCGGAGCGGACGGUUCCUCAGGAACGACACCACCACGGGCGGGAAUUCCUCUUGAGGGCUGCGAGUUUCGACAUCUGCGAGAGUACUGAAGAAGCUGGCUCCGGCCAGCAAAAAACGUGCCUUAGAGCCUCCACCAGCGAUGGGAUUUUGCGGGGCAAGAACUACGGGGAACGAGGGCUAAAGCGGGGGAGGCUCCUCUCCUCCUGGAGCCGUGCCUUUGUCAGCAUCCAGGAGGAGAUGGCAGACGACCCCAUGACCUACAAACCCCGGCUGAUGGUGGUAGUGAAGAUGGACCCUUCCAUCCAGCUGGGACCGUUCAGGGCCGUCCUCAAAUAUCUCUACACCGGGGAGCUGGAUGAGAACGAGAGGGAUCUCAUGCAUAUCGCCCACAUUGCUGAGCUGCUCGAAGUCUUUGACCUCAGGAUGAUGGUGGCGAACAUCCUCAACAACGAGGCGUUCAUGAACCAGGAGAUCACCAAAGCCUUCCACGUCAGGAGAACCAACCGGGUGAAAGAAUGUCUGGCCAAGGGGAAUUUCUCAGAUGUCACUUUUAUACUGGAUGAUGGUGCUAUCAGUGCCCACAAGCCCUUGCUGAUCUCCAGUUGUGACUGGAUGGCUGCCAUGUUUGGGGGUCCAUUUGUUGAGAGCUCAACUCAGGAGGUAGUGCUACCAUACACCAGUAAGAGUUGCAUGCGAGCCGUGCUUGAGUACCUGUAUACUGGCCAGUUUUAUUCUUCUUCAGACCUUGAUUACAUGAAGCUCAUCAUCUUGGCCAACCGCUUGUGUCUGCCACACCUGGUUGCACUCACAGAACAGUUCACUGUGUCUGGUUUGAUGGAAGCAACACAGAUGUUAGUGGAUAUAGAUGGCGAUGUUCUUGUGUUCCUGGAGCUGGCUCAGUUCCAUGGUGCCUACCAGCUUGCCGAUUGGUGCCUCCACCAUAUCUGCACCAACUACAACAAUAUCUGUCGCAAGUUUCCUCGGGAAAUGAAAGCAAUGUCAGCAGAAAAUCAGGAUUAUUUUGAGAAGCAUCGGUGGCCCCCCGUUUGGUACCUCAAGGAAGAGGAUCACUUCCAGAGAGCCAGGAAAGAGCGCGAGAAGGAAGACUACCUCCAUCAGAAAAGGCAGCCGAAGAGACGGUGGCUCUUCUGGAAUGCCUCUUCCCCUUCCUCAUCGGCAGCCACAGCUUCCUCCUCCUCUUCCUCCUCCUCCUCUUCCUCUGCUGUGGUUUGAGGGCUGCACUGCCUAUCUGCUUCGAUGGCUGUGAGAAGGAGGGAGCCGACUGGCGCCUGGCAUCCCCAAGGCGUGGCGAGAGGCCACAGGCCGAGGCCUUUCAGCGGAGAAAAUCAAGCAUGAAUAUCCCUGAGAGGCUGAUGAGGAAAAACCUCCGAAGGAGAGCAACUCAGGAGCCAGAAUUAUCCAACCAUCUCAUCCAGAGCUCUGGGUGGCCUCCCUUCCUGCCUUGGCUAAGUCUAGAAGCACAGCAGUUGGAGGCCACCAACCAGUGGAACGGAAAGCGGCUCCGUUUUCUUUCCAAGAGGCUCAACUCAUCUCGCGGGACUGCACCUCCCUUUUGCAGAAAUGCUGGAGGGGGCGAACGUUUUGGUUUUUUUUUUUUAAUUAUAUAU